Colletotrichum chrysophilum is the source of this 1629-nucleotide messenger RNA. RefSeq lists its product as uncharacterized. NCBI's taxonomy places the organism in Eukaryota, Fungi, Ascomycota, Sordariomycetes, Glomerellales, Glomerellaceae. The transcript has a single exon. The record is from RefSeq and is a predicted model, not a curated record. Bases 1 to 1629 code for a protein of 542 amino acids.
AUGCCUCCCAGACUCAAUAUCGGGCCGGACGGAUCCCUCAACCACCGACUCGAUCGUUCACCACGACACUCCAACCAUCCGUCGCCUGCUCUGCCGAGCGCAACCACAUGCGAAUCCAACAUCUCCGAUUACAUUGGUAGCGGAACCAGUAGCCCUGGACUGAGCCCCGGGCUCGACCAGCGCCUGGCCGAAUUUGAUGCAUUGCGCAACGGCGACGACGAUUAUUUCGAACACGACUACGACGACGACGACGCCAUGAGUGACACUCACCGACGACCACCCCUCCUCCGGAACCACGACUCUCGCUCUGGUCAGCCUCUCCUUAAGCCAAAAUCCGACGACGACGAUCACCUUCACGACGAGCGCCAUGGCUAUUCUACUCGAUCGAGAGGUGGCAGCCCCUUGCUGACCCCUAACCGACCGACCUUCUCCCGCGGCUCGACGCUUCGCGCACACUCUCCUUCAACAGCCAAAGCCAACGCGCGUAAGAAGUACAUUUACGCUGCCUUCUUCCUCGUGUUGAGCUUGUUCUCCUUCGUUAUCCAGACCGAGUUGUCGGCGUAUAUUCAGCAGGAGCUCGGUUGGAAUAAGGCAUACUGCAUGCUUUACCUCACCCACGGCUCUUGGUCUAUACUCUGGCCCGUCCAGUUGUUGAUUCUGCGCAUCCAGAAGCGCAACGUUCCCUGGCCUGCCUUUUGGCGCCGCCACCGCGAGUUGCUUCACAGCACCGCCAUCAUGGUCCAGAACCAGACCCUGGACUGGGCACGACCCAACUCGCUCUCGCGCAAGUCGCCGCUGCUCUACCUUAUCAGAACUACAGCGUUUGUGACGACCGCUCUCACUAUUGCUGGCUUCAGCUGGUACGUCGCAGUCAACUUGACGACGCCUUCCGACCUGACGGCAAUCUACAACUGCUCUGCGUUUUUCGCGUACGUGUUCUCUGUGCCACUGCUGAAGGAGCCUUUGCGCCUCGACAAGUCCAUGGCUGUGCUCGUUGCUAUCGCCGGCGUUCUCAUUGUCGCAUAUGGUGACACCAGUCCCGGAGACGACGAUGCUGCGCACCAGAAGGAAGCCGGCGAGCGCCUGACUGGCAACCUGGUCAUCGGCAUCGGCUCCGUGCUCUACGGUCUGUACGAGGUCCUCUACAAGCGCUUUGCUUGCCCGCCAGACGGCGUUACUCCUGGCCGCGGAAUGAUUUUCGCCAACACUUUCGGUUCCUGCAUUGGCGCCUUCACUCUCACAGUCCUUUGGGUCCCGUUGCCUAUCCUCCACUGGACUGGCAUUGAGACCUUCUCCCUGCCCACGGGCUACACUGCUUGGAUGCUCCUCGCCAGUGUUGUCAUGAACGCCACUUUCGCAGGCAGCUUCCUGGUGUUGAUCAGCCUGACAAGCCCCGUCCUGUCCAGCGUCGCGAGCUUGCUCACCAUCUUCAUCGUAGCCAUCACGGACUGGUUCAGAACUGGAGAGCCUCUCAGUUCUGCGGCCCUCAUUGGUGGCAUCAUGAUUAUGCUCGCCUUCGGCAUGCUCAGCUGGAGUACGUGGCGUGAGAUGACGGAGAUCGAGGCAACAAAGGCUGUCGACCUCACCGAUAGUGGCGAUGAUAGCGACCGGGAUGAGCGCCAGGAUUAG